UAGUGCGCCUGCCCGGCAGUGGUUAGAGGAGGCGGGGCUCAGCGCCGGGUUGCGUGUGGACCGAAUUCUGGACUGUGUUGGGGGGCAGGCUGCAGAGAGAGGUGGCCCGGGGUUAGGGGCGUCUUACACCCAAGCGUGAGGAGGGAGGCACAGGGCAAGGCCAAGCUCGCACCGGUCGGGGUCCGGUCGGGGUUCGGCGUGCCGGCAGGUCCUGCGCGAUAAUGGGGGAGGUGGAAAUCUCCGCCCGGGCCUACGGGAAGAUGUGCCUGCACGCCUCUCGGUACCCACACGCCGCGGUCAACGGGCUGCUGCUGGCUCCCGCGACGCGGUCCGGAGAAUGCCUCUGCCUCACCGACUGUGUGCCGCUCUUCCACAGCCACCUGGCCCUGUCCGUCAUGCUGGAGGUCGCGCUCAACCAGGUGGACGUGUGGGGCGCACAGGCCGGUUUGGUGGUAGCUGGGUACUACCAUGCCAAUGCGGCUCUGGACGACCAGAGCAUCGAAGCGUCAAGCAGUCCUGCACCAAGCAUCAAACAGGCCCGACACUCCCAGGCCAGCUGCAGGGAAAGGCUACAGCUUUGCACACAUCGACAAGACCUGGGAGACCUGGGUCUGCCCUCAGUUGGCUCCUCACUCCUCUGAUCUUCCCUCUACACAGCCCGGGGCUUCUGGCCUUGAAAAUUGCUAGUCGAAUUGCAGAAUUCUUCCCUGGUGCGGUGCUUAUUAUGCUGGAUAAUAAGAAGUUGGUGGCUCGGCCCCGUGUACCUCCUGUCAUCGUCCUAGAGAACCAAGGUCUUCGAUGGGUGCCCAAGGACAAGAAUUUAGUGAUGUGGAGAGACUGGGAGGAGUCCCGACAGAUGGUGGGAGCACUGUUGGAGAGCCGGGCCCACCAGCACCUUGUGGACUUUGACUGUCACCUUGAUGACAUUCGGCAGGACUGGACCAACCAGCAGCUUAACUCUCAGAUCACUCAGUGGGGUGGUCCCACCAAUGGAAACGCCUGAGCCAGGAGGAUCCGAAUACAAUAAAGACAUGGGCUGGUGGACAA
This is a messenger RNA of Meriones unguiculatus (Mongolian gerbil), 1047 nucleotides long. It is a transcript of the gene Emc9, whose product is annotated as ER membrane protein complex subunit 9. The record is from RefSeq and is a predicted model, not a curated record. Gene Ontology annotation, cellular component: EMC complex. The transcript is spliced from 5 exons. Lineage: Eukaryota; Metazoa; Chordata; Mammalia; Rodentia; Muridae. The coding region runs from base 338 to 1003 and encodes 221 amino acids.